Molecule: messenger RNA, 889 nt
Organism: Brachypodium distachyon (stiff brome)
Lineage: Eukaryota; Viridiplantae; Streptophyta; Magnoliopsida; Poales; Poaceae
Exons: 1
Coding region: 192-479 (95 amino acids)
Source: RefSeq, a predicted model, not a curated record
AUGGUGAUUCCGAUCAAUUUGAGUUCGAGUUGCUUCAUGAUUCUCGUGUUUUUUGCCACUGAAUAUUUUGGAUUUGUUUAUGUUCGUUUCAGUUCGCCGUGGGAAUUUUAUGCAUUGGGCUUUGGCUGGUGAUAAAAUUUUCGUUUCAGGCCGCAGACAGCGAGCAGGCUCCUCCGUUUCCGCUCACGGAGAUGGAGCUCGUCCUCGCCGAGCUCCGCGGCACCCGCGGUCUCACCCCGUGCAGGAAGCGCCUCGUCUCGGCGCUCGUCGAGGCCGCCGCCGCCGAGCUCAACUCCAACCCCACGGCCACCGCCCUCCGCCUGCGCCGCGCAGCCUUCUGGAGGAAGCUCCGCGUGGGGGUCCUCGCCGCGACGGUCUUCUCCUUGGUCGCGAUGGACCUCGCGCUCGCUGCUGCUCUCUUCGCCGGCCGCCGCGGGAACUCUGGCCACUACCAGUACGACGGGCUGGUCCCCACCUGACCUGAGCGAUUUUAUGCAGUGCAGCACGCCGUUCCUUAAUUUGCUUCUCUAAUGUUUGCUGCUUCCUAGUAAUGCAUGUCCUAGCUUGUUAGCCUUGUUGCUGGCUAAGUACAGUACGUACUAGUGUUCCCUCUGCUAUUUCUCAAAUUUUGCAACUCUCCUCCGCAUGAACUGAUGAAUACCGUUUCCUGAUUUUUGCAACCCUUGCGGCGGUAUGCAGCUGGAUGGUCUUGCAACAUGGAGGUUCAAUUGAUUUUCAACACUUCUGGUCAUGGAUGGAUUAGUUGUAUACUGAGCUCUAUACUUUUGUUUCUCUUUCGUGUAAAUGAGCUGCUUACGCCUGGGGAAUCUAUUGCAUGAUUUGUGUUCUGUUUGGUGGAAUAUGUCUCAAGCAAUGCGAUUACAUCAAA